CUCCCGUGCCCAGAGUAUUUAGUGGGACUUGUCCAUUUCGCUCUAGUGAAAAGUUAUGCGGCAGAAGAGAAGUUUUCGCUGGCUCUAGAUCAUUACCACCUUGCAUUAGCCAAUUUUGAUAAGAAUUAUGAUAUUGAAGGCAUAAGAAGACUCCAAGAAUUAAAGAUUGUCCCGGGUAAGAAAGGUAAAGACUCUAAGCUAUUCUGGAAGUGCAUUCGACCUGAACCACCUACAACAAAAUUAAUUGAAAACGAAGAGGACAGUGACAGGAAUAGAGACAAUUCUAAGCAUGAAUCUCACUUUACUUCAUCACCAAAUGGCUUAUUGCGUCUGAAGAAAGCUGGACCUUCAAGUGGUUGGACUUUGGAGUUGACGCAAGACGUAUCACCCGGUACCCUUUGUGAUUUAAUAAUGGUCGAGAAACCUUUCACAGUAAGUCUUGUAACUCGCCAAACAUGCUACUGUUAUUUCUGCUUCAAAAGAUGCCACAAUCUCAUACCUUGUGCUAACUGCCCCCAUGUUGGCUUUUGCAGCCAUGAAUGCAGACGGAAAGCAAAGAAAAGAAGAUAUGGAGUAGAGGAAGGCAAUUGCCACUUCUUCGACUGCCAUGGACUAAGACCAUACACUUGCUUAAACAGUUGCAACAAAUGGAAUACCGGAGUCGAUUCCAUUCAUGCUGCUUUCAGUAGUCUUUCUAAGGUGCCUCCAAAUUGUCUUCUAGACUACAUUUGUUCCAAGGCUCAGUAUGAGUGUGGGAGUGGUCACCAGGCAUUCGUUGGCUCAAAGAAGGUGCGAGAUAAGCCGCUAAUGUUUUAUGAUACUUUUGACUACUCUUCGAUCGCUUGGUUGUCUACUUGUUCUGACGCUCGCAGAGAUGAAGAUCUUUGGGCGCAAACAGUCAUAGCGGUGUUUCUUACCUACUGUCUACAUUAUAUUUGGUUCAGACGCAAUAGAUAUAUUUUUUUAUGUCAUUUUCAGCUUGGCGGUUAUCCAAUGACAUGGUUUGAUGAGACGGCUCUUUUCUUCCAAGACCCAUCACCUUCAAACCGUCCGUGGAAAAUUCCAGCAAGCUGGCUUGCCGCUUGUAUGCUCUUCCACAUUCAGAUGAUCAGUGUAAAUUCAUUCGAAUUUUCGGAGCACUUCUUUCGCUUGUCAAAAAAUCCAAAAUCAUUUGGCAUUUGCAUUUACCCAACAAUCUCCCUAAUAAAUCACUCAUGUGUGCCAACAGCUGCAGUUUCUUGGGUGGAUAAAGGUACCCUGCUUGUCUACUCUUUGCAAUCACUUUCAGCUGGAAGCGAAAUUUCUAUAUCCUAUGGGCCUCUAAUAUACGACAGCACUCCCAAGGAACGACAGGACUACUUUCAAAAGGACUACUUUUUCAAAUGUAAAUGCGAGGCCUGUAGUAACAACUGGGAUGAACUAUUCCAGCAAUCAGAGAGGCUCAAGUGCCCAGAUUGUUCUUGCAUUUUUGAUGAGAGUAGCGAUUGUUGCCCAGAAUGUAAAUCAGAACGGGCCAAGGAAUCUUACAAAUUACUGCUAGAUGAACAAAUUCCGAUGUUGAAGGGGAUAUUGUUGAAGGAAAAUUGUACUCUAGGUGAUUUGUCACGAGCCUCAGAGUGCGUUAAGAAGGCCGAGGCAUUCUUGCAGCUACCUUCUUUGGUUCUUUUCAAUGUCCGGAAUUUGUUUGGGCUGCUAGUGACCAUGUUAUAUGGCAAUAGAGUUUACGAACCAUGGCUCACAAAUUAA
This is a messenger RNA of Rodentolepis nana, 1746 nucleotides long. The record is from the annotation of a GenBank genome assembly. Lineage: Eukaryota; Metazoa; Platyhelminthes; Cestoda; Cyclophyllidea; Hymenolepididae.